Diuraphis noxia (Russian wheat aphid) is the source of this 2233-nucleotide messenger RNA. RefSeq lists its product as uncharacterized. Lineage: Eukaryota; Metazoa; Arthropoda; Insecta; Hemiptera; Aphididae. The record is from RefSeq and is a predicted model, not a curated record.
AUUAGAAAUUCUGUUCUUAUUUUCCCUUCUCGUUAAUUAUACUGUAUUAUCAAUUAUCAUUUAUCAUUAUAGAAUUCAAUAUUUCUGCUGUUUGUGUCUGAUGUUUACUCUUUAUUUUUAUUUUGUACUGUUAACUGAAUUGCCUUAACAGCGAUUUAAUUACUGAAAUAGAAUAGUAUAUUUAUUAACUKUUAUAAUGAAUGUACAGUUAUAGUUUUUUUUGGUUGAUGAAUUUAACCAGGUAAGGUCAAUUUGGAAAAGGCUAUUUUUUUAUCUCAUACCUUCUUCUUUUCUUUUUGAAUCAACAUAAAAUAAAUAUCAAAUAGGUUUUAAGCGCUGUUAGAGCUCAUCUUAAAUUUUUAGUUUCUCAAAAUUAUUAAUUAUAAGCAACUUUCAGAAAUAAUAUAUCACAAGAUAUUUAAAAAUGUUCCAUUAAUUUAUCUUCAUAGAUACGUUUUUUCUUACAAUUACAUUGAUUGUAAACAAAAAAUUUAGUUUAACUCUAUUUACCUACUUCUGUAUACAUGCAUCAAGAGUAAUGUCGAUUUGGAAUAAAAUGAGCCAAUGUGUGUGAAACAAAGUAUAGUUUAACUCUAAAAUUUUUUAAGAAGUAACCAUAAUUAUAAAUUAUUAUAUUAGUUUAAUUUCCUUAUAAUGAUUGCUAAGUAGGAUAACAAUUUCGAAUGAAUCGGUUGAAUCUUGUCAAGUAAUAACAUCAAUAAUAGCAAUAAUAUUUAUAUUAUUUUUGUUUAGAAACAGUUUUCAACAUAAUAUUAAUGGUAACAUAUAGAACUAAAACAAUAUAUAAGGAUUUAUAAUAAUACUUAGUAAACAAUUAUUUCGUUUCCGUUAGUUCCCUCUAMAUAGUUUUGUCUUUAUAAAUAUUAGAAGAGUUAAAACUGGACACCUAUAUUAUUUCUGAAACCCGACGUUUAUAGUAUUAUGUAAAUAAAUUUGAAUUAAAAAUAUUUUAUACUUGAAAUUUUUUUUGACCACAUCAUGGCUACUGUUGAAGAAAUUGAUGAAGCUGAACAACUUAGAUUCUUAGCAUUAAAAUCAAUGGUGAGAAGGUCCAGCAAGAAAAAAAAUAAUCCUAACACUGAUAUUGAUGAUCAGGAUAUAAUGUUACUAAGAGCAGCUGCGUUAAAGACAAUUAAUAAUAAAAGUUCUAUCAGUAAUAAAGACGAAAAUUCUGUAAAAAAUAACUUAAUAAAUGAAAAAAAAAGAAGUAGAAGUAGCCAUGUGUCUCCAUUAGCUAGUAAAAAAAGUAUUAAACUGACUGAUAAGAAAAAUAAUAAUUUGGUUACCGAUUUCACUAGCAAUACUAGUAUAGGAAAUACCACAAGACUUUCGAAAUAUGAUCCUCAACAAGAAUAUACAAGUAAGCAUAAACUUGAAUCUAUUGAAUCCCAAAGUAAGCCUGAAGUUAUCAAUAAAGAUGACGUAAAAAAAGUUAUAAGAAACGGUAGUAUUCAGCUUUCAAAUUUGGAUUCAGAAAAGUUUAAUGAAACCAUGGUAUUACACAUAACAUUUAGUUCAUCAGAAAGUGAUGAUUCAUCAAAUGAAUGUGAUGUAACAAAUGUUACAAAUGAGAAGGUAUUAACGCAGAAGAAAAAUAUCAACAAAGAUGCAUUAAAAUCAUCAGUUCCAGUAGAUGUUGUAGAUAACCAUGUUGAGGCUAUUGAUGCUAAAUCAUUAGAAGACAAUAAAUCAAAAGUGAAUAAUUGUAUGCAACAAAUAUGCAUUCUCAUGAGACAUUGUGAAUCAGAAAUUGAAAAACGUAAUCAACAAGUAGAAAUAUUAUUGCAAGCAUAUGAAAAAUAUCAAAACUAUAGUGAGUCAUUGCGGUCCAUACUUCGGGCAAUGAAAACAGUUCGUGACGAAUUGUCCUUAUAUAGUUCUGAUAACCAUUAGUAUAAUUGAAGCCUAAGUUUAAAUUCAUAAUAACUAAAAAAAUAUUAUAUGGUUACAUUUGUAUUUGUUUUUAUUUAGUAUUUUAAAUUGUACUACUCGUUUUUAUCCAACUACAUGCAAAUUAAGUAUGGCUGUGUAUUGUGAUUAACAAAAUCAUAACUGUCAUUGUAAAUAGCUAUUUUGAAUAUAAUAAAUUAUGUAUAGAUUCCAAGUUACAAAUUAUAUUUUCAUUAACAUAAGUGUAUCUUAUGGAGGUUAGGAUUUUGAAUAUUUAAAAUGUUGUAUAUAAUAUGUUAAAUAAAUAUUGAGUAUUAAUCUG